Molecule: messenger RNA, 2166 nt
Organism: Cyclospora cayetanensis
Lineage: Eukaryota; Apicomplexa; Conoidasida; Eucoccidiorida; Eimeriidae
Product: AF4/FMR2 family member 4
Exons: 5
Source: RefSeq, a predicted model, not a curated record
CUGGGGGCAGCAGCAGAGGCGCGCCGAUCCUUGCAGCAGCAAGCUCCUCUUGAACCCUUCCAGCAGCAGCAGCACAAUCAUCCUCAUCCUCAGCAGCAGCAAAAUAGUCUUCAUCAGCAGCAGGAAGAAGAGCAUGAACAACUCGACGCAGCACUCCUCCCCGCAACAGAGUCUUUCGAAGAGGCAAAGGCAAUGGCAGUGCCUGCUGGCCUCUCGGGAGCAUCUCUCCUGCAGACGAGUUCACUGGCAGAAGCGCAGCAGCCGAUGCUGCAGAUGCCAAUAACGCAGCUGGCAUACCCUUCACCACCCCAGCAAAACUCUAAUAUAGUCCUCCAGCAACAGCAACAACAACAGCAACAGCAACUUCUGCAGCUUGGGCAACAACAACAGCAGCUGCAACAGCAACAACAGCUGCAACAGCAACAACAGCAGCUGCAACAACAACAACAGCUGCAACAGCAACAACAGCAGAGAGCCGCCGAUCAGUCUAGCCUUGCGCUUCUAGAGGCUGAGAAGGCGGCAAUCGAUUUGCAACUCGCUGCAGCUGCUGGUGGGGGGGUUUUGGCGUUGCCUUCUUUGGGGGAGCUGAGUGUAAGCGCGCCGUCGUUUCAAUCACCGCUAACUGCGAAGGCUCCAAGUCUGCUCCCAGGCUUGCAGGUACUGCAGCAGGCAGACGAACCUCCAGGAACUGCACUAGGCCCUUUGAGCGUGCCGCUUCCCUCGUCAGGGGGGCCCCUACCAAGCCUAGACAUGCCGUCUUCAGUGCCGCCUAACGCUCCCCAGACGAUCCCCCAAGUGGUCGCUUCCACCAUAGAGAGCCCUACGGAGACGGAGAAGCAGCCGGAAGAUUCGCAAGCCGCGUUGCAGCAGGAGCAGCUGACGCGUAGAAGCACCGGUACGACCACCUCGCAAGAGACGAUGCCUUGGCAAGGCGCCACGCCGUCUCAGCAGCUGCAGCAGCAGCUGCAGCAGCAGCAGCAACAGCUGCAACAGCUGCAACAGCAGCUGCAGCAGCAGCUGCAGCAGCAACAGCAACAGCUGCAACAGCAGCUGCAACAGCAACAGCUGCAGCAACAGCAACAGCUGUCUAGUGGAGCCGGCUCUGCAGGUAAUUUGUCUCAGCAACAGCUGUCUAGUGGAGCCGGCUCUGCAGCCGACUUCGAAGCAGCAGCAUUGGCGUAUGCCGCAAAAGCCGGACCCCGCAGUUGCCAGGAAGUGGCAGCGCGUCUUGCCUGCAUUGCUCUUAGCAAAGCAGACGAGCUGAAGGGCAAGGGUGCCCUGAUCCUCACAGAUGCUGGUGCACUAACGCUCAAGAUGACGGAAGCCAGCUGCUCUGCAAUUUCGAGUGCUUGUGGCGGCCCUCUUCCUGCCGCUGAGGGAUCCUCGGAAGCUUCCACAGCCGCAGGAUCGUUAUCGACGACAGCAGCAGCGCCUGUAGGAGCUGCUCUUGCAGCUCCAAACCCAGCCUCUGCUGCGCUUCUUACGGCCGCAUUAAGCCCCUCGAAUCUGCAGGUCUCCCCAGCAGCAGCAGGAGCACCUGAAGCUCAGGCUGCCGGCGCUUCCUUUACCGAGGUUGAGCAGAAAAUGCGGCAGCAGCUGCGUGCGAAUCUCCGGGUGCGGCUGGGGGCGAAGGCAGCUGCACAGGCCAUGCAGCAGAUCAGUCUGCAGCAGGGUGUGCAGCGAGAAACAGAACGUGCCCUCCAAAGCAUGAUCAGCGGAGGGGUCUCUGCAGCUGCCACUCCACAGUCGCUGGCACAGGCUACCGCUGACUUAGCUGCUGAGCUCGCCAGAGCAGCGGCAGCAGAAAACAGUGCGAUGCAGCUGACAGAAGACAGGGAAACAGCAGAAGCAGCCAACAACCCAGUGGCCGUUUCUUCCUCAGCAGAACCUGCCUCUUUACCGGCAGCCGAAAGCUCUUCAGUCGAUGACUUCGAUCGGGCAAACGCAGCAGCAGCUCAGUCUGCUGUAUCGGGGCUUGCCCAUUUAGGUAUAGAGCCAGUCGGAGCGAACGCAUGCGGUCUCGCCGUAUCUGAACUUCCAGAGGGAUUUCCGCUUGCAGGGGGUACCACUAGCAGCAGUCUCAUGAUUGUAGAGGCAGACUCAGACGACCAGGCAGUUCCUCUGAGUCUAGACGCGGCUCAACCAGCGGCGCAAGCCUCAGCCUAA